Phyllotreta striolata is the source of this 717-nucleotide messenger RNA. Lineage: Eukaryota; Metazoa; Arthropoda; Insecta; Coleoptera; Chrysomelidae. The record is from the annotation of a GenBank genome assembly.
AAUAAUUAAUUUGACCUUGUCCUUGUGUCAUCCCAUUGAUAAGUGACUUGCGGUUUAAGGUUUUUUCAUUUUACGCUGUUAACAGUAGUAAAUUAAUUCGUUUAUAUCGAAUUUAUUCCAUAUACUGAUCAGUCAGUUACCGUUUGUACGUAAAAUCAAUUUCCAUCAAAAUGCCUAGCAAAGCAGUGUGCGUGUUGAAGGGAGAAGUCAAUGGGACCGUGUUUUUCGAACAAAAUGACGCUAACAGCGCUGUAAAAGUAACUGGCGAAAUAACCGGCCUAAGUAAAGGCCUUCACGGUUUUCACGUACACGAAUUUGGAGACAACACGAACGGUUGCAUCUCCGCCGGGGCGCAUUUCAACCCCUUGGGCAAGGAGCACGGCGCCCCCACGGCCUCCGUUCGACACGUGGGUGACUUGGGUAACGUGGAAGCCGGCCAGGACGGAGUCGCCCGAGUGAACAUUCAAGAUUCGCAGAUAUCCCUGGAGGGGCCCAACAGCAUCGUCGGGCGUACGGUGGUCGUUCACGCGGACCCCGACGACCUGGGGCUCGGCGGACACGAGCUGAGCAAAACGACAGGAAACGCCGGGGGCAGAUUGGCCUGCGGGGUUAUUGGAUUGGCCAAAAUGUGAAUUGUUUAAUUUGUAUGCGUGUAAUAUUGUUAAUAAAGGUGAUUUCAUUGUAAUUUCGUUGGAUUAAAGUUUUGUUGGUGUAUAA